Messenger RNA from Durio zibethinus, 1901 nucleotides. RefSeq names its product lipid phosphate phosphatase 2-like. NCBI's taxonomy places the organism in Eukaryota, Viridiplantae, Streptophyta, Magnoliopsida, Malvales, Malvaceae. Gene Ontology annotation, cellular component: membrane. The record is from RefSeq and is a predicted model, not a curated record. Gene Ontology annotation, molecular function: phosphatidate phosphatase activity. Gene Ontology annotation, biological process: phospholipid metabolic process; phospholipid dephosphorylation.
AUAAUAAUGAAAUCAAAGCAAAGUAUCGAAGCGUCUUUUUCUUUCACUGCCCUUCGCACCAAACUACCAACCAAAAACUUCAUCUACUUAACGCUUAUCCAGCCUAUCAAAUCUUAACCGUCCCCCGCCCAUUUCCUUUCUUUUCUUUUCAAACCCUCUCUCUCUCUAUCUUGUUCGGUGCUUGUCUUUCUUGUCUUCCACAAACUGAAUAAUCAUUACAGGUAGAAAAGAUUCUUGGGUUUCUGGUUCCCAUUUACUACUAGUUUAUGUUCGUCAGGAAAAUUCUGAAAUUUCCGGGGAAAAUAUUUCUAAUAUGUACCACAUUACGACUAGACUCCUUUUUUCCAGGGAACUCUUUGUUGUUGGUGUUUGAACUGCUUCUGCUUUUCUUUUUCACCCAUGGCUUGGACAAAAUUGGGAUCGCUUUUCUCUUUUCUCAAUUUCCAGCGUAUCUUGCAGCAGCGGCGACAACAGCAGCAGCAACAGCCGCAGUCAGGGAGAACUACGGAGGUUGAUCUUGGUAAACACCUUAUCAAAACACAUGGAGCCAAAGUCGCAAGGGAUCACUUGCAUGAUUGGCUGAUACUGAUGCUUCUUGUAGUAAUAGAGGUUGUUUUAUUUAUCAUCCAUCCAUUUCGCCGCUUUGUUGGAAAGGAUAUGAUGACUGAUCUCAAGUAUCCCAUGAAAGCCAACACAGUGCCAGUGUGGGCGGUUCCCAUGUACUCCGUUUUGUUACCAAUCUGUGUAUUCCUCUUCGUCUAUCAUCGGAGGAAAGAUGUCUAUGAUCUGCACCACAGCGUUUUAGGCCUCUUGUUUGCUGUGCUGCUUACUGCUGUUAUCACGGAUGCAAUUAAAGAUGCCGUUGGUCGGCCACGACCAGAUUUUUUCUGGCGUUGCUUUCCUGACGGAAAGGAUGUUUAUGAUCGAUGGGGCAACGUUGUUUGCCAUGGCAACAGAGCUGACAUAAAGGAAGGACAUAAGAGCUUCCCAAGCGGUCAUGCAUCUUGGUCUUUUGCAGGGUUAGGGUAUCUCUCACUGUACUUAUCUGGAAAAGUCAAAGUAUUUGAUCGCAAAGGACAUGUAGCCAAACUCUGCUUCGUUAUUCUUCCUCUGCUUACCGCAUCUCUUGUUGCUAUUUCUCGAGUUGAUGAUUAUUGGCACCACUGGAACGAUGUGUUUGCUGGUGGUUUUCUAGGCCUUGUUGUGGCAGCAUUUUGCUACCGGCAGUUCUUCCCAAACCCAUACGAUGAUGAUGGAUGGGGCCCUUAUGCUUAUUUUGAUGCAUUGCUGGAGGAGUCAAACACCAAUAGAGAUGCUGCUCCUCAAACUACAAAUGCACUCACUGUGCAGACCAUGGCGGUUCAUGUUGUAAAUCAAACACUUCGAUCAAACGGUGAUAACUUUUCGUCACCACCUUUAGAUUCCGAUCCAAGCUCAAGAUUAGAUGAUAUAGAAUUGGGAAGGAGGUGAAGCUGCAUGAAUAUAUCCUUUCUUAAUAUGCAUGUAUAUACAAAUAAGUACGUGACAACAUUAUCUGUCAACCAUAUAUUUCCGUUUAGAAAAUUAAAUAGGUUAAUGUUUGAUUUUCGUAGUUCCAGGAAUACUUGAUUGAUGUUUUCUGGAUUUCUAAUUGUGCCUACUUAGUGUUAGAUGUCAACUGAAGAUUAUAUUUGUGAUGCUUCCUCGGUUUAUAGUUCCCAAUCAAAGCUCACAAAGAUUGUAUGAAAAUGGAAUGAUGGUUAAACUGAUCUUGUACAUUUAUUUUGUGCACUUGUGUGUGCAUGGAAUGUUUCAAUAUAGCUAGAAUUGGUUUAAUUUUACAUUUAAUUUGGCCCCUAUAUAUGCUGGUUUAUUCAAAAGUUUGUUUGAUUUAUUUCAUUAUUUUUUUUAUAGGUGAUUGA